AUGAAUAUCACAAGCAACACAAUCUUGUUUUGGCCACUCUCCAUGCUAUUGUUAUCAGACGAAAGCCAGACGUCUAAAAUCGAAGUCAAAUGUAAUUUCACUGCAAAGAAUUAUGCUUUGAUUCCAGCAAAUAUCAAUAAAAAUGUUACUAUACUUGACCUCAGUUAUAACCAAAUUACUCUGAAUGUUACAGAUACAAGAGUUCUACAGAUAUACUUUUUACUCACUGAGCUCUAUUUGAUUGAGAACAAUGUCAUUCUCCUACAUAAUAAUAGUUUUGGUAACCUCUCCAAUCUAGAAAUUUUAAAUAUCUGUAGAAACUCCAUCCACAUAAUUCAACAGGGUGCCUUUACAGGCUUAGAUAAACUAAAACAGUUAUACCUCUGCCAAAACAAAAUAGUUCAACUGAAUCCUGAUAUAUUUGUGCCUCUAAAAAGCCUGAUACUAUUGAAUCUGCAAGGCAAUUUGAUAAGCUAUCUUGAUGUACCACAACUGUUUCAUCUGGAAUUCAUAAUUUUAUACGGAAAUCCGUGGAACUGCUCUUGUAGUCUACUGAAUUUGCAAAACUGGUUGAACACAUCGAAUGUGACACUAGAAAAUGAGAUCAUCACCAUGUGCAGCUAUCCGGAUAUACUGAAGUGCUACAAUAUCAAAACAGUACCUUACAAGGCUGAAUGCUACUCAAAAUUUCCUUCAUCUACAACUGAAGAUCUUUACAUUCAUUUUCAGUCCAUUAGCAAUUCAACAUUUAAUAGUUGUUUGAACAACUUAACAAGAAAUUCAGAACGUGAAUCUCAAGGAAAAAGCUGGGCUUUUCUUGUCGGUGUUGUGGUCACUGUACUGAUGACUUCACUCCUCAUUUCAAUUGCUAUCAAAUGUCCAGUAUGGUAUAAUUUUCUGCUUAGUUACAAUCAUCAUCGCCUGGAAGAGCAUGAAGCAGAAACCUAUGAAGAUAGUUUUACCAGAAAUCCAAGUCCUCCUUCACAGAUACCAGACACAAGCUCCGAAGAAACUACAGUAAUAUUUGAACAACUACAUCAAUUUGUGGUAGAUGAUGAUGGGUUUAUUGAAGACAAAUACAUAGAUACUCAUGAAUUACGUGAAAAAAAUUAA
Mesoplodon densirostris (Blainville's beaked whale) is the source of this 1113-nucleotide messenger RNA. RefSeq names its product leucine rich repeat containing 19 (gene LRRC19). The record is from RefSeq and is a predicted model, not a curated record. Gene Ontology annotation, biological process: interleukin-8 production; positive regulation of non-canonical NF-kappaB signal transduction. Lineage: Eukaryota; Metazoa; Chordata; Mammalia; Artiodactyla; Ziphiidae. The transcript is spliced from 4 exons. Bases 1 to 1113 code for a protein of 370 amino acids. Gene Ontology annotation, cellular component: plasma membrane. Gene Ontology annotation, molecular function: protein binding; signaling receptor activity.